AUGCCCAUCGUCGUGCACCACCUCGACGACUCGCGCUCGCAGCGCAUCCUCUGGCUGCUCGAGGAGCUCGGCGUCGAGUACACCAUCCAGCACCACAAGCGCGGCGCCGACCGCCGCGCGCCGCAGAGCCUGCGCGACGUGCACCCGCUCGGCAAGGCGCCCGUCAUCACCGACGGCGCACGCACCGUCGCCGAGAGCGGCGCCAUCGUCGAGUACCUCAUCGCCACGUACGGCGAUGGCCGCGGCGUGCCCACGUCGCCCGAUGCGCGCCUCGACGACUCGUUCUGGUCGCACUUUGCCGAGGGCUCGCUCAUGCCCACGCUCGUGCUCAAGCUCCUCUUCGGCACGCUCCUCCCGACGCAGUCGCCGUUUUUCGUGCGCCCGCUCGUCAAGAUGAUCUGCGGCAGCGUCAUCGGCGGCUUCAUCGACCCCGACCUCAAGAGCAAGAUCAGCUUCGCCGGUGCCGAGCUCGACAAGAAGGGCGGCGGCGCCGCGUGGUUCGCCGGCGGCGACAAGGACGGCAACCCGACGGCCGCCGACUACCAGAUGCUCUUCCCGCUCGAGACGGGCGUCAUGGGCGGCCGCUCGCCCGUGACGCCGCCGGCGCUCGUCGAGUACGUCAAGCGCUGCCAGGAGCGCCCGGCGUACCAGCGUGCGCUCGAGAAGGGCGGCCCGUACGCGUAUGGCCCGUCGAGCUCGAAGCUCUGA
Messenger RNA from Tilletiopsis washingtonensis, 708 nucleotides. Its product is annotated as glutathione S-transferase-like protein. Lineage: Eukaryota; Fungi; Basidiomycota; Exobasidiomycetes; Entylomatales. The transcript is spliced from 6 exons. The record is from RefSeq and is a predicted model, not a curated record. The coding region runs from base 1 to 708 and encodes 235 amino acids.